CUUCCACAAGUCAGCCAAGUACUACACGUCUUUUUACACACUACAGCAGGCUCUUGAUUGAUCUACAUCGACUGGCCCCCAUGCACCUUCAUUUGAACAGAAAAAAUUCAUUAAUAUCGUUGUGCACGCUUUACUCGUCUCCGCCGAUAAACCUGACCGCCGAAUCUGAUAAUUCGCGAUUCAAACCCAUAUCUCUUCUAAGUCCCCAAUCUACGACAAUCAAAGCCAAAAGGACAAUACCACUUUGAACGAGAGACGAAGAGACGUGUUUUUAAUACCAAUCUGAUCGUUUGUGCUGGGAGUGGAGAUGGCGAAGAAGAAGAAAUCGCAACUCAAACCAGUUGUCCGUGGAUUCGCGACAACGUCAGUGCCGAAGAAAGUGGUGGAAAACGAACAAAAAACAGAUGAUAGUACCGCGGAUCCUACAGUUGAAGAGACCCCAGCAAGUGACUCGUCGCACUCCAGCAUGUUUGCUCAAGCCCAAUCUGAUGCUCCUAAUGACCACUCUUUCGACCCGGAUAAAGUAGAAGAACAGUCUCUGCAGAACCUCGUCGAUAAGUAUCAGGAGAAGACGGAGAAAGAGACGCUCAGAACCAUCAAGGCUCUUGAGGUUGACCGACGGUUUUCAAAGACAUUGCCUUCAUUGCAAGUUGAUUCAGCUCUAGUAGACCGCAUCCUCAAAUUAAAUUCUGAGAGCCCUGAGUGUGAGAGAAAACUUUUAGAGGAGGCAGAAGAGAAAACAGUGACACGACUUGGAAUUACCUAUGGAAUUCUGAGAAGGCUGGGCUUUUCACAGGAUAGGGUAGAUGAAUGCCUCAGGGCAAUCCAGGGAGUAGACUUGGAGGAAGCAUAUGAAUGGUUUUACGUCCACUGCUCGGAAGAAGAACUUGAAGAGAAAGUGGCUGACGACCUUGACGACUCGAAAGUCCCUCGUAGAAAGCGUAAAGAGCUUCAGUCUCCGACGCCAAGAAGCCCUUUACCGUCAUCCACCCCGUUACUACCUUCUCCAGCAGCGACAGUUGCAUCAAAGCUUGAUGCGAAUGCUCCAGUGUUCGUACCGGCGAGACAGCAGCCAGCCUCAGAUAAAGACUUGCUCAAAGCUCGAGCUCUUGCUUCUUCCCAAUCGACGAAGUCUACACCGUCGAGAUCCAGUUCACCUGAUAUCGACGACCUAGUCGCGGAGUACAUUCGUAUAAAGAUGCAGAUAACCGACCUCACCGCCAGAGGCAAGCCAACGACUGACUGUGACCCCGUACUGGUUCAGCAUCUCCAGGAAAAGUUGAUGGCUGUGAAGUCGCACUACUUCUUUGACGAGAAAGAUGCAGAAAUGCAGUAUCGGUCGGAACGUGCCAAGGCUGACGCCCUUUCACUCCAGUCAAGAUUGCGAGGAUCGAACCCAAAGCUACCAGCGACGCAAGGGAAGAAACUGGCAAAGCCGUUCAAUGCUGGCUCACCUGUUGAUGCGCAAGACGUGCAUAUCCCGUCUGAUAUUACCGACAUCUUUGAUCAAAACGAGGAGGGUCUUGGUGGUAUGCUUGAGAUCUUGGAUACCCUCCCUUCCGAAGUUGCCGGCGAGGAAGGGACAACAAUUCGCGUGCGGGACAUGGUCUUGCCCAAGCACUGGUCCAGUAAAACACCGAAGACACUUCUAGCCGAGUUUGUUUUCAAAGUUGACCGUAUUGUUUCUGGGCCGAGUCGUGCGAAACGUGCAAGCGUUAUGGUGAGCUGGGAGGGAAAAAAGAUGGAUGAGUGGGUCAUGUGCGAUGUUGCCUGUCAUACUGAAAGUCAGGCCGAGUACUAUGUCGCAACGCUUGCUUUGCACGCUCUUACAUUCCCUGCCACUGAUGGCUUUGCCGUUGGAUCUUCCGGUGCUUUAGCCAAUCACACAUCGUUUCGGGAUUUAUGGGACGAGCUUGAGACGGACAGAAAGUUGCGGGAAGAUCUGAUCAAUCGCCAAGUUUGGGCGAAUUUGAGAAGCAUCGUUGAACAAAAGAUUGAUGUUCGUCCAGCGCUGACGGAGAAGAGUACAAAAGUCGGCGCAGAAGUCAAAGACUCCAUACCAGUUCGGCUUCCGCCUCGCAAUGAUAUCGGCUCAUAUCAUAUCAUUGCAGACUUCAGGGCACGACAGAUCCGACCUGCAUACCAAGAAAUGCUUCAUCACCGCAAUCAGCUUCCUAUUGCGAAGUAUAAGGACGAAAUCCUAUCCGUUCUUGAUCGUUCGCAGAUCCUCGUCCUCAGUGGUGAGACUGGCUGCGGCAAAUCAACACAAGUUCCUGCAUUCAUUUUAGAAGAUCAGCUUGCACGUGGCCUCCCUUGCAAGAUAUAUUGCACAGAGCCGCGUCGAAUAUCAGCGGUGUCUCUCGCUCAACGAGUUUCCCGCGAGCUAGGCGACUCUGCAGGUGCCGUAGGAACUUCAAGCUCGCUUGUCGGAUAUUCGAUUCGGUUGGAGAGCAAUACUACACGGAAUACCCGCCUGGCGUAUGUCACGAAUGGUAUUGCCCUUCGUAUGCUAGAGGGAGGCACAGGCCCCAAUGGUCAAGGUACUGCAUUUGAUGAGAUUACACACAUCAUUAUUGAUGAGGUCCAUGAACGUAGCAUUGAGUCGGACUUCCUUCUCAUUGUUCUGAAAUCUCUUCUUUCCCAGAGAUCAGAUUUAAAAAUCAUUCUCAUGUCGGCUACUGUGGACGCGGACAAGCUGUCCAAUUACUUCAACGGAUGCCCGACAUUACAUGUCCCAGGUCGAACCUUCCCUGUAGACGUUCGCUUCUUAGAGGAUGCUAUAGAGUACGCAGGUUGGUCCAUCCAGGAAAAUUCGCCGUAUGCGAUCCAUCUACGUGAUAAAUCUCACAAGAACAAGAACAGGAUUGAAUGGGACGAAGACACCGUCUAUGCCAAUGAUGACGAAGAGACGCUUGUCGAUGGCGGACAGGACAUCUCAAGCCAGUCAAUGAGGCUGGAAAAGCGUUACUCCUAUCAAACGAUUAACACCAUCAACCUUCUUGAUGAGCGCGCGAUUCCUUAUGAGUUGAUUCUUCGUCUAUUAGAACGCCUCUGCUUUGAGGAUAAAGAGAGCCAUCAUUUUUCAGCGGCCAUUCUAAUUUUUAUGCCUGGUUUAGGGGAAAUUCGGCGUAUGAACGAUCUCCUUGCCGAACAUCAUACCUUUGGAGAUGAAAACAGCUGCAGGGUAUACCCUUUGCAUUCUACACUGUCGAACGAUAAUCAGAGCGCAGUCUUUGACAUCCCUCCGCCGGGAGUUCGUAAGAUCGUUAUAGCGACCAACAUCGCUGAGACCGGCAUCACUAUUCCUGACAUUACCUGCGUCAUAGAUACUGGUAAACAUCGCGAGAUGAGGUUUGACGAAAAGCGCCAACUCAGUCGCUUGGUCGAAACAUUUGUUGCCAAAAGUAAUGCUGCUCAGCGUAGGGGUCGCGCAGGACGGGUGCAGAAUGGACUAUGCUUCCACUUGUUCACCAAGAUUCGUCAUGAUACACUGUUGGCGGAUCAUCCUUUGCCAGAGAUGAUGCGGCUCAGCUUAUCGGAUCUCGCCCUGCGCAUCAAGAUUAUGAAGGUAAAAAUCGGUACGUCCAUCGAGGACGUGUUAUCCCGCGCACUGGAUCCUCCAACACCCAUCAAUGUGCAAAGAGCUAUCUCGGCGCUGGUUGAGGUUCGCGCUCUCACACAGUCAGAAGACAUCACUCCGAUGGGUAGGCUUCUGAGCAUGUUGCCUACAGAUGUCCAUCUAGGGAAAUUCUUGCUCACCGCCGUGUCGUUCCGAUGUUUGGACCCCGCGCUAACAAUUGCUGCCGCUUUGAGCUCCAAGUCUCCAUUCAUAGUACCAAUGGGUAUGGAGCAAGAUGCAGACCGUGCCAAGAGUUCGUUCCGUGUUGAUAACUCAGACUUCUUGACGAUCCACAAUGCUUUUUCGAGUUGGCGUAGAGCAUCCGAGAAUCCCAGUUUUGUGCGCAAGUUCUGUCGGGUCAAUUUCCUUAGCCACCAGAACCUUCAACAAAUUGAAGAGUUACGCCAACAAUUCCUAGGCUUCUUAGUUGACUCUUCGUUUAUCACCGUCGACAGGGGUUUUGUUCGAGAGCUCAGCCGUGCGCGUUUCGGUCGCAACCGUACGCGCUUCGUGAACGUACCGCCGCCUCUGGAUAGCAAUGGAUCUAAUAUUGCUCUCAUUAACUCGGCUCUCACUGCGGGACUUUAUCCUAAAGUGCUUGCGAUCGACUCUACCUCUGGGCAAAUGCGCACUAUAUCGAACAACCAACCUGCUGCUUUUCACCCUACUUCCCCCGCUGACCUUGGUGCCAAUCAUCUUGUCUACUUCACACUCAUGCACUCCAAGAAGAUGUAUGCUUGGGAAACCGGGCCCAUCGACGAUCUUGCUAUCGUGCUCCUAUGUGGGGAGUGUGAAUUCAAGCUUCCCUCCAACAUGCUGUCCAUUGAUCGGAAAAUCCGAUAUCAACUCACCCCUAAGGCGAAUGUUGCGCUCAAGGUCCUUCGCCAACACCUAACCACGAUCCUUGCACAGCAGCUUCGUGGCAAACCACUAAUGGAAUCUCAGGUUUUAUGGUAUGAUCUUGCCAUCACAGCAUUGGGAAAAAUCAAGCUGGAAACGGGGGAUGACAACACGAAGUUGAUGAUUAAAUGACAUAAUGUAGCCGAGCAGCCUCUGACAUACAACUAUAUAAUGUGAUACAGUACCUAUGUCGUUGACUCAAGGCAAGAUAGAUGCACUUGCACUUGUCCACAUGAAUGACCAUGAUGCAUAACUCAGCCAUAGAUGUCAAUUUCAUAUGUCAUGACAUAGCCAUGAUACAUCAUCAACAACAUAACAUGUGGAGUGAUGAGAUUACUCCUCGUCUUCGUCCUCGCCAUCGCGACUGCAAUUUCUGUGAGAUACAGGUUUCGAUCCGUGAAAAUCACUUACGCGAUGUUGUAGAAACGUAGCUGGAUACAUAUCCUUCGAUGAUGCAACUACCCGGAUCCAGUCGCGCAGGGUGUUUUUCUUCAAGAACUUCUUCGUCAAGUACUUGAGGUAGCGUUUUGAGAAAGGGAUGUUCGAGGUAACAGUGAUUUUGCUGUUGCCUAUCAAGAUAGGUAAGUAUACUACAAGUCAGCGUUGACAGAA
Molecule: messenger RNA, 5131 nt
Organism: Suillus paluster
Lineage: Eukaryota; Fungi; Basidiomycota; Agaricomycetes; Boletales; Suillaceae
Product: P-loop containing nucleoside triphosphate hydrolase protein
Exons: 24
Coding region: 308-4651 (1447 amino acids)
Cellular component (GO): intracellular anatomical structure
Molecular function (GO): ATP binding; RNA binding
Source: RefSeq, a predicted model, not a curated record